This is a messenger RNA of Bufo bufo (common toad), 1436 nucleotides long. It is a transcript of the gene CHTOP, whose product is annotated as chromatin target of PRMT1. Bases 174 to 908 code for a protein of 244 amino acids. The record is from RefSeq and is a predicted model, not a curated record. NCBI's taxonomy places the organism in Eukaryota, Metazoa, Chordata, Amphibia, Anura, Bufonidae. The transcript has 6 exons.
GGCUGAGGGCUUGCAGUGCCUCCAUUUUGUUGCUGUAGUUAUUGUGGGGUCUUUCAGGGCGCAGUGUGAGUGCCGGUGACCCAGCAGCCCCCAUCCACCUGACUCUUCUCAUCCGGCACACAGAACAGGCCGCAGCGUCGGUUACAGGGACGGCAAGUGGUCCAGGAGUAACGAUGGCCUCUCCCUCAGCAUCUAAAGUUGUACUUAAGAGCACCACCAAGCUGUCGCUGAACGAGCGCUUUACUAACAUGCUGAAGAACAAACACCCGAUGCCAGUGAAUGUCCGCGCCACGAUGCAGCAGCAGAGCCUGGCCAGUGCCAGGAACAGAAGACUGGCGCAGCAGAUGGAGAACAGGCCGUCUGUGCAAGCCGCUCUGAAGCUCAAGCAGAGCUUAAAGCAGCGGCUCGGUAAGAGCAAUAUCCAGGCCCGGUUAGGGCGACCGAUGGGAGGGCUUCAGCGAGGGGCCGGCGGAAUGCGCGGAGCUGGGAUGGGGCUCCGGGGGUCUCAGCGGGGAGUCAUGCGCAUUGGCCGGGGAGGCAGAGGAAUGCAGCGGGGCGCCAUGGUCAUGCGAGGUCAAAACCUGCGAGGCCGAGGUGGUGCUAUCAGGAUGGGGCUGAGGAGAGGAGGCAUGCGAGGUCGUGGAGGCCCCGGCCGGGGCCUCAUGAGAGGAGGGGCGAUGGGCCGAGGAGGAAUGGGUGGACGAGGUCGCGGAGGGGUGAUGGCUCGGGGCAGAGGAGGCUUCGGCAGAGGGAGAGGCCGCGGUAGAGGAAGAGGACCUACCCGGCCCACACUGACCAGAGAGCAGCUCGACAACCAGCUGGACGCCUACAUGUCCAAGACGAAAGGUCACCUGGAUGCAGAGCUGGACGCUUACAUGGCUCAGGCCGAUCCUGAAUCCAAUGACUGAUAUCAACAGCGUUUCUGUAAGGACCUGCGUUCUCCCACGCUCGGACUGGCACCGGCUCAUCACCUCGGUUUAGAGGUCCUUUUACUUUUUGAUACUUAGGACAACUUUGUUUCUUUCGGUUUGAUAUUUUAUGAAAUGUAUGGAGGCGGCCAUCGUGUGGUUCUUGCUGCUGGAUCUCCACGCUUCUCCGUGCCCUAUGUUUUUAGUGACAUUUGGCCCAAGCCUGCAUUUUGCAGGGUGCCCCAUAAUUCUGAUGCGUCUCCAUGACUAGGACUCGGCAGCAGCGGGCAGUUUGCCGGCUGCUUGAUGUUACUGUGCAGCAUUCAUUAAACACUUUACAGUCUGAGGACACCUGACCUUGCCAAUUACUCAGUGUUUGGGGGAGGGGGUUGAAGAGCAGCGGCGGGACCCCAAGUAGUUCCGUUGUAGAUGGACUUGGCGGUAUCUGAUGGCUGAUUGUCUACACCUGCAGCUGGAUUCUAGGAUCGGUCGUCCGGAUCGGCAGGGGUCUGACUCCCAGCACCCCGG